AUGUCGCUAGCACGUAAAUUCCACAAGCGCGGUCGCGUCACCGCCGAUACAGGUAGCAAGGCUGUUGGCGGAUGGGGAACCACGGCGGACAAUCCCGUGCCCUCUGUUGAGAAAGAUAAGGGAUACCCCGAAGUUCGCUACACACGAGCAAACCCCAGAGACUACAACAACAAUGAAUCCUAUCAUGAAACAUCAUCCCCGUCCACACCGCCCCUAAAAGUCCCACCUUACGUCCCCAAUCAGCCCGUCAACCACAUCCCGGACUUCUCCGACUCCGACGAGGAGGCCGAGUUCGCCGCGAAAGUUGAGGCGACCUACAAGAGGAUGGAGGCUGACAGGGGGCAAAGGCCGACGGUGCGGCUGGCUGCACCCAAGCGGAAAAUCACUGAACUCCUCUCUGACGACGAUGCCUCCGACGACAAGGUAGAUGUUAAGGAAGAAGAGGAAGAAGAGCAAGAAGUCAGAGAGGAGGUCGAAGAAGAUGAAGAAGUGCCGAUCGCGCGGUCCGACAUGAUAAAUAACUUAGUAGACCUCUUGGAGAUGACUGGUAUCACGCUAAACUUCGUCGUCAAGUUACGAGGAGUCGAUAUCGACCCGACGGACUUGGAGGAGGUUAGGGAUGUGCUUGAUGACUACCUCGAGAACGAAAGCAAGCCGUUAGAAACGCCUGCUGAGGACGCAUCCGAGCACGCGGCGGCCAUGAUUGAGCGGCUAUUCGACAUGCCGCUCCGCGAGUUCUUACCCCUGGCAUACGAUGUUGCCCAGUUUAGGGACGACAUGGAAGCGCAGGGAAUUUCUCUGAACCAGGAGUAG
Molecule: messenger RNA, 813 nt
Organism: Daldinia childiae
Lineage: Eukaryota; Fungi; Ascomycota; Sordariomycetes; Xylariales; Hypoxylaceae
Exons: 1
Coding region: 1-813 (270 amino acids)
Source: RefSeq, a predicted model, not a curated record